Molecule: messenger RNA, 2276 nt
Organism: Doryrhamphus excisus (bluestripe pipefish)
Lineage: Eukaryota; Metazoa; Chordata; Actinopteri; Syngnathiformes; Syngnathidae
Source: RefSeq, a predicted model, not a curated record
UGCAGCACGAGGAGCACCCGCAGAGGGACUUUUAGUGUUAUCUCCAGCAUUACAUGAGGGACCUUGGCAUGAGGGCACAAAUAUGAAUGGAGUAGUGGAAUAACUCUUUCUUUAUGCCUGCACAUGGACAUCUGUGGAUUUUUACUAUCUUUACGUGUUGGAUUACUAUCACCGCAUUCUCCACAGGCUCUCCAUUUGGGAAUAUUUAACACAACAAGGAUAUUUCCCAUGCAGGCGAGAAUCAUGUUUUACAAAAUCCUUGCAUUGAUUCUCUUACAAGGUGUGUUGAGAUGUGAGGCUUGGGUCAGUCCCGGAGCUGUCUCAGGCCACAGCACGGAGGCCACAGCGGCUCUAAGGAAGUCUGAAGCGUCGGAACCAAAGUCUAGAUCUAAACGCUGCACCUGCUAUUCCUACAAGGACAAAGAGUGCAUUUAUUACUGCCAUUUGGACAUCAUCUGGAUCAAUACGCCUGAACGCACGGUUCCCUAUGGAAUGUCAAGCUACCAAGGAGCUCAACGACUCCGACGUGCCGUUACUGGACAGCCAAGUGAGCAUGAGCAGACAAACACUCAGCGUUGCGUUUGUGCUUCCCUUGAUGCAGACCCAGAGUGCCAUCAAUUUUGUCAGCCAAGCUCCCCUCGCCUUGGACCAAACAGGAGUCUUCACAGAGUCCCAGGGCCCGGCUGACAGUUGGACACUUCCGAUUCUCCUGCUGUUUUCUUCAGGGAGCACAUCCUUUCCUUGUCUUCAGCCCCAUCAUUCUCUGUUUGGCACACUUGCUUACACAGGUACACUCAGUCAAGGAAAGAACUUUGGAGUUUAACACUGACGACAUUCCUGAGAAUCAUAACUCUUGGAGCAAGUUCCAUCAGGCCGAGUGAUUGUAACAACUCUCAGCAAAUUCGAUACAGAUCCCUGGAGGCUAUCCUUCUUUUGUUCCCUCCUCUGAGCCGCCUAAGCAUUGCUUUCACCUUGAAAAUAUCCUGUGACCUUAUGCUCGGCUCAUAUCUGCUACCAUAUUGUGGACUACUCUGAGACUCUGUGCUGUAUCAAUAUACUAAGGAUGGAUGACAUUUCUACAAAGAUGGCGGAAAACAAAUGUGCCAAGGAAGGAAAGUACCGGAGCAAGGCAAAAUGAUGAGAAAUAAAUAAUAAGGAAAUCUUAUAUAUCGCUGUGUUCUCUGAUGACCUUUUCCACAGAAAUAAUGUAAAAUAUACAAAUAAUAUGGAUUUGAAAAUGCUCUGUUUGCAAGAGGAAACUUAUGUUAUGUUAUAAUAUAUUUCAGCUUUAUUUGAAUUGGGCCAGCAAGAAAGGGGGCAGUGUACAGCUAACCAGAACUUUGAGAGAGAUGACUAGAACAAUGGUUAUGCAUAGGUUAAAUACUGAAAAGAAUGUGUAAUGCCUACAUUAUGGUAAGUAUUUAUUGGAUUUUCCCAAUUGAUAACAAUUAUAAAUGCACAUUUCCAUUACAAUUGGAUGACCUUGGGGAUUGCAGAUGAGGAUGUGGCCACAGUGUAACAAAACUGGUUUAUGAUAAUGUUUCUAAAACUCCUGGAAAGACACCAGCAAGGGCUUGUAUGUGCAAUGCUUGUUGAAUUACUGGAGGGCAUUACUUACAUGUUUCUGUCAAGAUGGACUCCCACUUUGAGGCUGGAGGAAAAUGUGUUGCCCAAGGGCUAAACGGACUGUGGUUCCAGAACUUGGAAUUCUAGGUAUCAAGCUUAUCCACCAAGGAAAAAAAUUAACAUACAGGGAAAGCGGGGUGGCUAUAUUCCCUUUAGUCUGUAGGUCUAGAAUUCCUUUCCGGACGAGUACUUCAACCCUUCCUCCACUGUGCCUUACUACUAUGGCUCCCUUGUCCACUUUUAAAAGUAGAUAAUUGACAAAGACAGAGCAAACUAUUGAUUUAUUUAUCUUCAAAUACUACAGUGCUGACAAUAGUAACUGGAUGUUGUCUUUUUUUUGUUUUUUUUUUUACCUUUUUUGUGCUCCAUAUAAUUCGGAGAAGGCGAGCGAGAAAGACAGAGAGUGAAAAGGAGCACUAGCACAACUGUUGUAGUGGGUUGGCAACCUUAUUCUGGGGUUACAGUCUUGAUGUAUAUUUAUGAUAAUUUUGCCAGAUUUCUUGCCAAGGGUCCAUAACAUUUGGAAAAGUAUUCAGUAUGCACAGAAAGUUAUAAAAAAAAAAGAAAGUAGCUGUUGGAUGUGUGUGCAUCCCUCAACAUGGCUUUGAAAGUGGCCCCAAAACAUGUAUACUGGAAUAACAUUUUAAAAA